Molecule: messenger RNA, 1691 nt
Organism: Chiloscyllium plagiosum (whitespotted bambooshark)
Lineage: Eukaryota; Metazoa; Chordata; Chondrichthyes; Orectolobiformes; Hemiscylliidae
Source: RefSeq, a predicted model, not a curated record
ACUCCCCUCAGGCACUCUCCCCUGGAUCAUGGCCACACUCCCCUGGAUCAUGGCCACACUCCCCUGGAUCAUGGCCACACUCCCCUCAGACACUCUCCCCUGGAUCAUGGCCACACUCCCCUGGAUCAUGGCCGCACUCCCCUGGAUCAUGGCCGCACUCCCCUCAGACACACUCCCCUGGAACAUGGCCACACUCCCCUCAGACACACUCCCCUGGAACAUGGCCACACUCCUCUCAGACACACUCCCCUGGAUCAUGGCCACACUCCCCUCAGACACACUCCCCUGGAUCAUGGCCACUCUCCCCUCAGACACACUCCCUGGAUCAUGGCCACACUCCCCUGGAACAUGGCCACACUCCCCUCAGACACACUCCCCUGGAUCAUGGCCACACUCCCCUCGGACACACUCCCCUGGAUCAUGGACACUCUCCCCUCAGACACACUCCCCUGGAUCAUGGCCACACUCCCCUGGAUCAUGGCCUCACUCCCCUGGAUCAUGGCCUCACUCCCCUGGAUCAUGGCCUCACUCCCCUGGAUCAUGGCCACACUCCCCUGGAUCAUGGCCACACUCCCCUCAGACACACUCCCCUGGAUCAUGGCCACACUCCCCUCAGACACACUCCCCUUGAGCAUGGCCACACUCCCCUGGAUCAUGGCCACUCUCCCCUGGAUCAUGGCCACUCUCCCCUCAGACACACCCCCCUGGAUCAUGGCCACACUCCCCUCGGACACUCUCCCCUGGGUCAUGGGCACACUCCCCUCAGACACUCUCCCCUGGAUCAUGGCCGCACUCCCCUCAGACACUCUCCCUUCUGGCACUCUCCCCCGGACAUAUUCCCUGUGUGCUGUCGCUCAGACACACUCCCCUCAGACACACUCCCUUCUGGCACUCUUCCCCCGGGCAUAUUUCCUGUGUGCUGUCACCCAGACACACUCCCCUUGAACAUGGCCGCGUUCCCCUCGGACACACUCCCUGAGGUGAGGGUGAGUGUCAGGAGGUGACGGUUCUGUGGCCCCUCUCUGUCUCUCAGGUUCAGCUUUCGGACGAACACGACCAAUAUCUUCCACGUGGAUGAGCGAUACUGGACCGAGCUGCGAUCCACUCCGUCUCCCAGCAGCCCUCGGGAACGGGCCUUUCACACUGCCACCAUCGUUGGCAACUAUAUGGUGGUGUAUGGUGGGAACGUACACAUUCACUAUCAGGAGGAGAAGUGUUACGACGGAGACAUUUUCUUCUACCACCUGGACUGUCACCAGUGGGUCUCCAGCGAAGAGCUCCGGCUCUCGGUCAGUGCCGGGGACGGGCCGCAGAGUCAAUCCUUCCGUGGACGGUAUUCCCAUGUGGCAGCGCUGAUGAAUGGGAAUAUUCUGCUGGUUGCUGGCGGUUACAGUGGUUACCCGAUGGGUGACCUCGUCGCCUACAAGGUCCCCAUCUUCGUGUCGCAGGUCUUAGUCCAAAACGUAAGUGCUGAUUGGUCGGAUCCUCGUGACCCCGUAGUGGGAACUGGGCCUGGGCAGAGGGCACAGGUCAAAGGUUGCGGAGGUGAGAGGGGAUUGGCGCAACCGGCCGAAAGAGAUCCUUGUGGGGCUGGCUGGAGCCGAAAUGGGAUUCCCUCACCCCCACCUUCCCGGACAACCGUGAGGAUCGAGGCUGUGGGUCCAUUCGCUUAUACAUCACUGUCCCAGUAA